This is a messenger RNA of Magnolia sinica, 1067 nucleotides long. Its product is annotated as probable lipid phosphate phosphatase beta. Gene Ontology annotation, molecular function: sphingosine-1-phosphate phosphatase activity. Bases 258 to 935 code for a protein of 225 amino acids. The record is from RefSeq and is a predicted model, not a curated record. The transcript has a single exon. Lineage: Eukaryota; Viridiplantae; Streptophyta; Magnoliopsida; Magnoliales; Magnoliaceae.
UAAUCAUAUCCUAACGACUCUAUCCAUGUACCAAAUGGUCCCUAUUAGAAUUAAUUGGACCACCGAUUUUAGCCGGGUUGAAUUUGGUGGACCUAUUUUAACGGCCCCGAACCCACAUGAUAUCUCAUGGGCCCGAAAAAGAAUACGGACCCCUUAGAAUCGGGUUCGUGUGCACAUGGGCCGGGGUUACCCGUUGACAGACCAUCUUCAGAUCAUCAACGGACUCCACAGCAUUCUUGUACGCCUAAAACCCUAGCAUGGAAGAGCCAUCGCCUGCCGACCGCCUCGCCACCUCUCCAACGACAAAACCCACAUCCCUCCUCCGCCGUCUGAUCGACCUGGACACCACGUGGUCCCUCCACAUCCACACGAUCUGCCAGCCCUUCCCUCGCUUCCUUCUAAAAGCCCUAGAAAUCUCAGGCGACGGCCGCUUCUGUUGCCCCAUCCCGAUCGCUCUCUUCCUCUCCCCUCCCUCCUCUAACUCUUCCUCUCUCCGCCAAAUCCUCAUCCUCCUCUUCCUCGGCUUUCUCCUCGAUCUCAUCGCCGUUGGAUCCAUCAAGUACCUGAUCCGACGGCCACGGCCCGUCUACAACAAGGGCAUGCAUCUGACUGUCGCUGUCGAUCACUGGUCUUUCCCCAGCGGCCACUCCUCUAGGGUCUGCUUCAUCGCCUCUUUCUUGUAUCUCUCGCUGGCGUCUCUCACAGAGGCUUUUUCGCAAGUGGAGUCAUCUGGCAACGGAUUCCUGAGCCAUUGGAUCGGACCUGAUGGUAAGGCCGUUGAGCGUUCUGUUUUUGGUGUGUGCUUGUGGUCGGCGGUGACGUCCAUGUCUAGGGUUUUGCUUGGUAGGCAUUUCUUGUUUGAUGUGAUUGCGGGCGCUUGUUUGGGUUUGUUGGAAGCUCUGUUUGUGCUUUAUGUUAUUAAGCCUUGGAUUUAGAAUAGAAUGCAAACAAGAUAGUGUCAUUUUUGUAAUUUAUGCAUUUUUUCCGUCAUUCAGUAUUGGAUGGAAUUUCUGUGAGAAGGUGUAAGAUAUUGAAUUUAAUGAAAGAAAUUUCUCAUUAUGUGCUGA